Molecule: messenger RNA, 228 nt
Organism: Colletotrichum siamense
Lineage: Eukaryota; Fungi; Ascomycota; Sordariomycetes; Glomerellales; Glomerellaceae
Exons: 2
Coding region: 1-228 (75 amino acids)
Source: RefSeq, a predicted model, not a curated record
AUGUCACACUCCAAAGCCACGUCUGGCCAGACCGCGGCAGGGCACUCAAGUCUGCCUACCCAAACCAGCGUGUACAGCGUCGAUCGCUACGUGAGCGAGUCAUCCUCAUGGACAACAUUUGAGCAACGAUGCGACACUUCCAAGGCGGCCAACAACGAUCCAAUGCAUUCAGAACUCGACAGCCUAUUGAGACAAGCUCAGGACCAGCCAGGUUCAAGUAGCAGGUGA